Ornithodoros turicata is the source of this 6189-nucleotide messenger RNA. RefSeq names its product cell adhesion molecule Dscam1-like. The transcript has 25 exons. NCBI's taxonomy places the organism in Eukaryota, Metazoa, Arthropoda, Arachnida, Ixodida, Argasidae. The record is from RefSeq and is a predicted model, not a curated record. Bases 229 to 4620 code for a protein of 1463 amino acids. Gene Ontology annotation, molecular function: protein binding.
UGCUUCAAUGGUUGCGAGGCUCACGCUUUGCUGUCAGAGGGACGCGAGCGCAGACCGCGUGCAGUGUUUGGAUAGCGCUCCCCGGUUUUUAUCUUCCCGCCUGUUGGCCGUGUUGUGGUUGCUACCGUGUAUUUGAAAGUAUCGCAUGCUUUUCGGUGACGUGCUUUUUGGUGAAGAAUGUGAUACGACGGAUAUGUGGUGUUGUGGUGUGGUACAAGUGAAGUGUACAUGACUUGGGGCGCAAGCAUGGAGGGAUUGAAGUCUGUGGUCGUGGUGUGGCUCUGCGCUGGGUUGAUGCUACGACACGAAGUGUCUCCCUUCCAACAUGACCGGCGCGGCCCUUCUUUCAUCCACGAACCCCCGCGGCGCGUCAACUUUUCCAACGACACGGGGGCGAGCGUUCCUUGCACCGCCGUCGGGUCGCCGGAGCCACGCGUUCAAUGGACAACGUCGGACGGCGUUCCGGUGACGGACAUUCGCAGUCUCCGCUACGUGCGGCCCAACGGGUCUCUCGUAUUCCCGCCCUUUCGUGGGGAGGAUUAUCGACAGGAUGUUCAUGCUGCCAUCUACCGGUGCACUGCUUCCAACGCACUCGGCACCAUCGUUAGCCGAGACGUGCGCGUGAGAGCUGUGGUUCGCCAAGCUUACCAAGCGGAAGUGUACGACGAGUAUGUCGUCACCGGAAAUACUGCCGUCAUGAAGUGCCACAUACCGGGCUUCGUUCGUGAUUUCGUCACCGUAACGUCAUGGAUCGAAGAGCCGUCAGGAACUGUAAUUGACUCCAGCUCGGCUACAGGAACGAAAUACCAAGUAUUCCCUGAAGGCGAGCUCUACAUCCGAGACGUGGAUAAGGGCUACGCGUAUCGAAGUUACCGGUGUCAAACGAGGGACACUUUAUCGCCUGACGUUAUCCACAACUCUCUACCGGGCCGUCUCAUCGUUUCCGAUUCCCACAGCAGCCUUGUGCCUCGCAUCGUGCACUCUCGCACGAGGAUCACUGCCACAGCUGGUUCAGCUAUGUCGCUUCCCUGCGCGGCUCAUGGCUCUCCCCCGCCCCGUUACCGAUGGCAACGCAGCGACGGGGCCCCGGUUUUCCUGGACCAGCGAACCAGUCAACUGGAUGGAGUACUGUUCAUUCGAAAACUCUCCUCUCGAGAUGCGGGGAAAUUGACGUGUGUCGCAGCCAACAGCGCCGGAGAAGACCGGGCUGUCACUGACGUGAUUAUUACUGAGCCGUUGGCCGUAAGCAUCCAGCCAACACGCCAGCAGGCUCAUGUGGGACAAGCGCUGAACAUCAAGUGUUCGGUAACUGGACAUCCUGUGAAUGCCGUAGUAUGGACACUAAACGGACGUCAACUGCAUCACGGCGAUCGCGUGCCGAUGACGUCUUCGGACACGCUCACGAUACGUUCAGUGCAGAAGGAGGACAAGGGGAUGUACCAAUGCUUCGCUACGAACGACGAGGACGUCGCGCAGGCGACGUUUGAACUUUCCUUAGCAGAGGAUCUUCCAGAACUUCGUGAGACGUUCCACACAGAGACAGUGGAACCAGGACGUCGACUGUCUCUGAAGUGUUCCGCUUCCGGUAGUCCUCUGCCCCAGAUCACGUGGGCCUUAGAUGACGCCCCGGUCCCCGAAACACACAGGGUUCGCUUUGGAGACUACGUCACGCAGUUUGGCGUUGUCGUCAGCUACCUUAACUUCUCUGUCAUCGAGGUUCAAGACGGGGGCGAGUACCGCUGCACAGCCAACAACGGCGUUGGAGCUGUGGUGCACUCCGCUCGAAUCAACGUACCAGGGCGCCCUGUUGUCCGACCUAUGCGUAACCUUACGGUUUUAGCUGGAGAGGUUCUCCGUCUUCGAUGUCCUGUGGCCGGGUAUCCCCUCGAGUCGAUAGCGUGGGAAAGAGCUGGUGUAAAGCUCCCCUACAACCACAGACAAAAGGUUCAUGACAAUGGGACACUAGAAGUUCACCACGUCGAGAGAGCAACAGACGAGGGACCGUACACGUGCGUUGCCAAAGACGCUGAAGGCCACAGCGCUGAGAACAACGUAUACGUUAACGUUAAAGUUAAGCCGACCAUCGAGCCAUUCAGCUACCCACCAUCCAUUCGGGAAGGUCAAAGAGCCUCGGUCAUGUGCACCGUCAGUAGCGGCGACAUGCCCAUCAACAUCACGUGGUACAGAGACGGUGAGCCUAUCGGACCUGCCAAUCCUCAAACACGCGGGAUACUUGUCUCCACUGUGGCCGACUACUCGUCUACGCUACACUUCAAGUCUGUGCGUCUUGAGUACCGUGGGAAUUACACGUGCGUCGCUUCAAAUGACGCCGGCACCGUCAGUUAUUCCACUACGAUGGUGAUCCAUGUUCCUCCUCAAUGGGUGAUCGAGCCCACGGAAACUUCCGUUGUGAAGGGCAAGAACGUGGUCAUCGACUGUGAGGCUGAUGGAUUUCCGUUGCCUAGAGUCAGAUGGACGAAAGCUGAGGGAGAUGCCCCACGUGACUUUAAGCCAAUCGUGAGCAGCGCCCAUGUUCAGGUGUUCGAAAAUGGGUCUUUGGGCAUCAACGGCGCAAAGGAAGAUGAUGCUGGAUACUUCCUAUGUCAGGCGUCUAAUGGUAUAGGGCAAGGACUGAGCAAAGUCGUCAAGGUCACAGUCUAUAUCGCUGCUCACUUCAAGACCAAGUUCACAGCAGAGAUGGUUCGAAAAGGUCAGAACACCCGUCUCAAGUGCGAUGCCACGGGUGAUAAGCCCAUCUCCAUCUCCUGGCUUAAGGAUAAACAGCCGGUUAGUCCUAAGCAAGAUGCAAGGUAUGAGCUUGUUGAGACCAUUCAAAAUACUGGCGUCACUUCGGAGAUCAUCAUCCGUCAGGCUGACCGCCGCGAUUCAGCACUUUUCACCUGUAUCGCCACCAACAACUUCGGCCAGGACGACACCAAUACCCAACUUAUAGUUCAAGAACCACCAGAUGCCCCACAAGACCUGAAGGUCCUCGAAGUCACCAGUCGCAGCGUCCGCCUGGAAUGGACAGCGCCCUAUAGCGGCAACAGUCCCAUAACGCACUACACGGUGCAGUAUAAAGACGAGGGAUCUAAAUGGCACGCCAAGAUGCAGAACUUGAGUACGGUUGCGUCAGAGACGUCUGGGACAGUACGAGGUCUGAAGCCUUCAGCUGUCUACCACUUUAGAGUGUUUGCUGAAAACCGAAUCGGCCGUAGCGACGGAAGCCACGCUGUCAAGACAACGACAACUGAAGAAGCGCCGGGUGGGCCUCCGUCGAAAGUCAGAGCGCUUCCGACAAGUUCGCAGUCCAUUAAGGUUUCUUGGAAGCCACCUGGCAAGGAACUCCAUUUUGGCACGAUCAUAGGGUACUACCUUGGAUACCGUGUAGCUGGUUCUUCUGAGCCAUACAUCUACAAGACAAUGGACACCACUUCAGCCGGUAAUGCCGGAGGAGAAUGUGAAUUGACUGGGCUCAAGCGAGCUACCCAGUACGGAGUCAUAGUGCAGGCUUACAAUAACAAAGGUACCGGGCCGCCUUCUGACCAAGUGGUGGUGCAGACGUUAGAUAGCGAUCCUCCAUCUCCACCUUACCUGAGGGUUGAAAGCACCACCAGCUCUUCGGUCACGUUGCGGUGGGAGAGAGCCGCUCAGGACCAGAAUCCUGUUACCGGUUACUACAUAAGAUGGAAAGGCUCUGAAGGCGGUGACUGGAAGGAGACCCAUGUACCGGGAGACCAGAACACGCUGACGAUUGGAGAUCUUCAGUGUGGAUCCCGCUACGUCUUUACUGUUCGCGGUCACAAUUCUGCCGGAACCGGGGACGCGAGCGAAGUUGCCUCUGUUAAAACGGCUGGAGCAGCUCCCGUAGCUCCAGACCGUACCUCCUUGGUUCAGAGCAACGCCAGCAGCGCCCUGCUGUCCCUAGCAGCAUGGCACAACGGCGGCUGCCCGAUACGUCAGUUUACGGUGAGGUAUCGUCGACAGAAAGACUACGCGACAGGUAUCUGGACGACGCUACACGCUCAGGAUCCCGAGCGUUCCCCUCGCCUUGAACUGCGUGACCUGUCCCCGUCGACAUGGUACACGGUACAGAUGACGGCGCACAACUCUGCCGGAGCAACCGAAGCUGAAUACGCGUUUGCAACUCUCUCGAAAGGUGGAAGUGCAGACCACAUCACACCACGGAAGGACGUCCAGCGCGAAUCAUCGACGGGAAUCUCUGAAGUGACAGUCGUCGUCCCCGUGGUUGUUUCCAUCCUGGUGGUCGUCGCCGUACUCGUUGUGGUGUGCUUGGUGGUGCGAAGGAAACAUUCCUCCGGGAGCACGCAGAGUGGUAGUUCAUUAUACGGCACUCGAAAGACCGUCAUGCAAGAGACGAUGCAGAUGACCGACAUGGAAGGAAAACUGGGCAAAGGUUGUUCGAGCACGGCAUAUUUCCCGGCCCCUUAUGCCACUACGCACUUGGGCACAAGAGGCCCGGAAAAACGCACAGACCACCUGGAUGAACCGCUGUAUGCUACAGUGAAACGCACACCGCGGCCACCCAGGUCAGAUGGACAUAUUUACCAGUGCCCAGCGCUCGCAAGGAACGGUCGACCAGCAUCGAGAGUCACCUGAGACGAGGUUUUUCUUAUGACGGACGAAUUCCAUUCAACCAAUGAACUCAAGUGCCACGAUGACGUCCUUCUAAUCGAAGAAAGUCACCUGCAUAUGUGCCAAACGAACGGAGCAACACGAACGUUUAAAACCGUCACAACGGCUGCCUACGCCUGCGCAGCACUCACAGAAGUAGCCGUCUAAAGUUAAAAUUACUAAGUAAAAAGUUUAAAAUACCUAAACGACUUCUGCGUGAACUGCUGUGACUACGUCUUGGCAUCGUGUCCGUAACAAUGUAAAUGUCUGAAAAAGAGACGACACUGAUGCAACAACACUAUCUGACCUCGCUCUAAAGCUGAUCCAUAUUUUGAGUUACCCUGUGCAGCAGUGUCACGUGAUCCGUGACGUCAUGAAACGCCCUGUGGAGAGUGCUUCGUAUAGACGGCCUGUGUACAUAACGACAGUGCUUACUGUGAACAACAACAACUUGCCUUGUGCCUUACUGCUGUGUUUGGAUACCCGACAACGAAGAAUCGACUUCGAAGGUGUGUGGCGCGUCGGAGUUGUGCUGUUUAGAUCAUCCACGGCGUGACGUCACUAUACAGCGUUAUCGUGAUCGUACGAAUAAUACAAGCUGGAUAAGAGAGUGAGUAAUAUGAAUGGUAAGGUUGUGUGGUGGACGUGCUCGCGUUAGCGAACGAGAGCAAAACAAGACGUCCGCAUGUGAUUUGCGGGAAAGCCUGAAAAGCAGCGACAUCGUGAGUGUUCUUUUACGAAGCACUGGAUCUGUGCGUAGUCUCUGUUUUGUUAUUCGGUUGUGGAAAGGGAAGGAAUAAUCAUUACCGUUAUAACUAUCACCCGAAUUGAGAGAGUGCCAGCCUCUCUUGAAGUUCACAACGAGAGCAUUGCAAGUAAUUGCAUUUGAACAUUCCAAAACGCGCGCUAACGUCACAAUGAACCGCAGCUCGUCGAGUCUCUCGAAGCGGCUCCCACUAGCGAAUGUCGCUCACGUUAUUUUGACAGCCAACAGUAAGGAAGAAGUUCCCACGCAUUGCCGUUUCGUAAGGUGUAAGGUGCAAAAUGCAGAGGAGCAAGAAUAUUUCCAUGGCGCCUGCGGUAUAACUCGCGUCUAGAAUUAAACGGUUACAUCCCUCUUGAGUGCUCCUUUCCGAAGACUUCUCCGUUAAACAAUAAGAUCAGGUUUGGAAACGGUACGUGCCCUGAACGGUUCUGUCAGGAUGAGCUGCCUUUGAAAAAAUUUAUGUGUGUUAGAGUCGGAGCCGAAUAACGUCGAAAUGUGCCCCAUGAAUUGGAACUGGAGAGAAUAGGACACGUGGAAUGUGCCUCUGUGAGUUUGUGACGACAGUUUGCGAACAAGGGACUGUCCGACAAAGAGUGUACAAGCAGCGCAUCACUCUGUUUUGAACAUUCAGGAACUUCGCCGCUGUGACCCCCAUGCGGAAAAACGAGAAACUAUGCGUGUGCUUCUGAAGUACCAAAGACGGACUUUCGAAUCUGCUAUUGUGAUAUUUCUGUAAGAUUGGAGCGAGUAUAUUCUCGAAGUGAAAUACAGGAAGCAUUUUAGCAGCA